CUCCCUGUAGAUGGCGCGCCGCUCGUCCCCCACAGACGUCAACACUCUCAGGCUCCACAUGGCACAGCGGCGCGUGGCCCUCAUGGCACUGAGCUGACCAGAGGCAUUGUCAGGAGGCACACAGGAGUCCCUCAGAGCCACAUAACUGAACUUGAGAGUCUCCGCGUGAGUCACAGACGAGCCGUGAGGACACAAGUCUGCAGGCUGUCACAAUGUUCCAGUUGGCAGAGAUCCGUCACAUGGUGCGCAUCCCUCCAUGGCUCUUUGGCCAGACCCUGAAUGAUGCUGUUAUAGAAGAACUCAACCGCAAACUAGCAAACAAGGUAGUGCUUAACGUGGGCCUCUGCAUCGCCCUGUUUGACAUCACUUCUCUGGGGGACUCAUACAUAUUUCCGGGGGACGGCGCCUCCCACACUCGCGUCACCUUCAGAUAUGUGGUGUUUCGUCCCUUCCUGGAGGAAAUCCUGGAGGGUGUCAUAAAGUCUGCCAAUUCUGAUGGCAUGCAAGUGAGCCUUGGGUUCUAUGAUGACAUCUACAUCAGAAGGGACUCCAUGAUGGCCAACUCACACUUUGACGAAACUGACCAGACGUGGGUGUGGGAUUACGAGACGGAAGAUGACACUCACCAUCUCUUCAUGGAUGUUGGAGGAAAGAUCCGGUUCAAGGUCGUUGCUGAACAGUUUGUGGACACAACACCAGCUGGGCCAAACCUGGCCGCUGGAGACAGUGCUGUGGCAGACCGAAAGGAGGGUAAAGUGCCAUAUAUUGUAUAUGGUGCCAUCAAUGACCAGGGGCUUGGACUGGUAUCAUGGUGGACAAACGCAGAGGGAGGUCCAGAGGAGGAGGAGGAGGAAGAGGAGGAGGCAGAGGAGGGAGAAGAGGUAGAAGAGGCCCUAUGACCUCAGAGUGCCUGGGGAACCAGCCUCUCCAGAAUGGAAGCAGGGCAGCAUACCCACUCAGCCACCGAUGAGCUUGCAGUCCUUGCCAGUGGCCCACAACUUCGUACAUGUGUAAGAGGCAUUUUGCCUCCACCAUGGGCUACAGGAGUGGUAACCUUCUGAUGCUCAUGGGUUUUAAUUUACCUGAGAAGGCACAUGCUGUGUUUAUAUUAAUAUGAGAAAUGCUAACAUCAAUGAAAACUCAUAUACACCACUAGAAUGCCCAGGGUUUGAACAUGUGCUUCCAAGCUUAAACAGGGCAGCAGAUCCAGGUGAACAUCAGUGAGCUAGGUUAUUACAGUUACUUGCAUAAAAAUGAACACCAUAAGUGCCUUCUUGAGUUUAUUAAAAGCAUUCCUAUUUGAACAGGUUACUAUUCCUUUCACCCACAGUGGGAGCAGGUGCCAGAAUCAUUAUUACCAGGACUGCAGGCAAGGUAACUUUCAGCUCAAAGGUGACUGAGAAGAUAUGCUGCCCUGCUUUUAAUUUGGAGGUGAGAGUUCAAUCCCUGGACAACAAAGUGGUGAAUAUUUUGAGUUUUGCACUGCUGAUACAAUUUCCCUAGUGAAUGUAAACAGUGACUGUGCCUUCCCUUCGUUCUGGAGGUGCAGAUACGAUCCUGAGGCACCUUUUUCAUUGUUACAGUUUCUCAAGACUAAUGUGUACGGUUUUCUGCCGGUUUGGCAAAUUCAUUUUAAUGGGGUAGAGGAAACCUGUACUUCUUGUGAAUUUCAUUUAAUGCUAAUAUUUGAUACAGUGAUAGCCCUUUGAUAUAAUGAUCUUAGCUAUAAGUACAAACCAGGUCUCAUACAAUAGGUAUAUAAUUUUCUUGAAUACAGACAGGUUGCCCAGAAGACUCAGCAUUGCUCAUCUUUACUUUCUUUGGGUUUCUGAUUAUAGUGUGACCUAACUUCCAAGUUCCCCUAAAUAUUCUGCAAAAGAAACUGGUGCUUCAGUAAACAUAAUGACUAGUUUUGGUCAGGUUACCAGUGAGAUCUUCAACUACAUUGUGAUUUCUUCACAGUGUCCAGUGUUAAGAGAAUGGUGAGGCAUGUGAGGUGACAUGAGGAUGGGUUUUGUGGUAGGCAGACUUAAAAUUCCUUUUUAGUGGGUUCAUAUUGUGAAGCAUUUUAUGGGUCACACCUGUUCUUACAUAUCUCAUGGGGGCAGAAGUAUUUAUAGAUGACCAGAUGCUUCUGUUGGGGUGAAAUCCUGAUGAGCAGAUUAUUCCUCAGUUGUGAAGCUCUUUAUUUUAUAUAAAAAUUCAAAGAAAGCAUCAUAGCUUCUCAGGAAUCAUCAGCCCACAAAGAUAUUGCCUUUAAAGAAGGAUCUAGUCAUCUCUGAAUACUCCAGUUCUCAUGACUGGUCCUCAUAAGUAUAAAGGUGUGAAUCUAAGAGUGCAUCAUCAAAAUGGAUCCAGAGGAAAUGCCAGUAACCCUUCAGUGCCACCAUAAGUAGAAAUUAAGCUUGAUUUCAGAGAAGCAGGAUUCAAAAUGCUGAAUGACAGUGUGUCAUCUUCAUACUGACAGUCAGUAUGAAUACACUGUAAUUCAAAGACCUCUCCCAACAUUCUACACCUCACUCUGUCUGAUGUUAUUGUACUCCAUCCUGCUCUGGGAAAUGCUUUAAUUUGGCCUCCACUUGGUCCUCUGUCUGCCCUGACUUUUAAAAGUGUUACUUCGAUGUCCAUCUGUUAUCAGUUCUACACAUGAUCUGACCAA
Molecule: messenger RNA, 2659 nt
Organism: Eriocheir sinensis (Chinese mitten crab)
Lineage: Eukaryota; Metazoa; Arthropoda; Malacostraca; Decapoda; Varunidae
Gene: Polr3H
Product: DNA-directed RNA polymerase III subunit RPC8-like
Exons: 7
Coding region: 213-899 (228 amino acids)
Biological process (GO): DNA-templated transcription; transcription initiation at RNA polymerase III promoter
Cellular component (GO): RNA polymerase III complex
Molecular function (GO): DNA-directed RNA polymerase activity; DNA binding
Source: RefSeq, a predicted model, not a curated record